Pocillopora meandrina is the source of this 4046-nucleotide messenger RNA. The record is from the annotation of a GenBank genome assembly. Lineage: Eukaryota; Metazoa; Cnidaria; Anthozoa; Scleractinia; Pocilloporidae.
AUGGAAAGUGGAGUUAUUACUGACUCGCAGAUCAGUGCAUCGUCCGUGUACAGUAAUCAACAUGUCCCACAAAAUGCCAGGUUACAAUUCAAGGGGGCCAAAGCCCCGUUUGUACCUGCUGGCUGGCGAGCUGGUGAGCGAAACACCAACCAGUGGCUUCAAGUGGAUCUUCAGCAAACCACAAGGGUAAUAGGCAUAGCGACGCAAGGGAGACAUGAUUACGAUCAGUGGGUUACUAAAUACAAGCUACAAUAUGGCGAUGAUGGACAACCUUACAGUGUCUACAGGCGAAACGGAGACAUAUCAGACACGGUAUAAACGAGAAUGACUUUUUGAGCAAGAUGCUUUUUUUCCUUUUUGCUGCGAGGGUGAACCAAAGAAAAACAAGUAAGAGUUUCCAUGAGUUAUAGAACCUCAGAGAUUCGAAUUUUGCGCUUCAAUGCCCUAACGCUACGCCAUAGCGACUUUACAGGCAGCUGAGCCAUUACAAGGUUCAGCUGAGCUAUUACGAGGUCCAUCAUAUGUUCAAACAUGAGCUUUUCUCUUUUUGCUUUUUGUGAAGUCGAGAUACUUGAGAACGCUAGAGAACGAGUAGUAGAAUUUAGUGAGAUCAAACUGUAUUAGUUUAUAUCUAUAUUUAUGUUUGAUUGCUGAUAAACAUGUAGAAAAGCAUCUACUAAGGUUCUAGGUUUAGAGUUAGCGCUCCUGUGUAAUGCAUAGCUUCGUCAACUUUACAUCCCACAAUAUUCUACUCAGGUUUUCCCAGGAAACACUGACAGGGACACAGUUGUGUAUCACGAUAUUGACCCGAUCAUUGAUGCUCGCUUCGUUCGAGUUCUUCCGAUGGAUUGGAUUGGCGCCAUCGGAAUGAGAAUGGAGCUUUACUCUUCUCAAAGUAAGUUACUGGCUGGAUUAUUGUGCUUCACUCUAAGAAAUGAUCACCAUAAAACUUCUCCCUUUAAUAUAAAGAAAAACACCAUUUAACUUGGCGAAAUGCGAGGCAAUAGCGCGCGUACACGACGCGUUCUAUCCGCUUACGCAGGUUUCACGUGUUUCUUAUAACAUCCUCUUCAACUGUCCUAUUACACUGUCCAAUUACAAGCAUGAUGCGUACACUGUCCUCUAAGUGAUCAAAUAAGGCUAGUGAUAACGAAAUACCUUCAAACAUUUUUUCAUUCUUUUGAUUACAUACGUAAUUGCAAUAUGGCAGUGAAGCUCAAACAUUUUAUACGGCAUCCCAACCCUAACCCUAAACCCUAAACCCUAGCCCUAACCCUGACCUAACCCUAACCCUGAGCAAUUUUUUAAGUAAUGAACAUGUAACUUCUUUUAGCGUUUAUUUUCAGAAUACGUCAUCCAGCGAGCAUACAGAUGAAAAGAUGAGAUGAAUCUAUCAGCUGAUAGGUACUUUUUCUGAUAGAGCACCAAAUUUUCUGAACUUGCACUAUGUCUACUGGUAAACGCAUAAUAGCUGAAAGGAUGAAUUUUCAAUCAAAUCUUGAAAGUCUAACGGUUAAGGCGGGGGAAUUGAAAUAAAUGGCAUUGAACUAUAUUGUGCGUGCUCGCUUAUGAUGUUUUGUCUCCAUAUUUUCUUAUUUGUAGACGAAUAACAGAAGUUUACGAAGAAUAUCACUGUGAUGUAAUCCCUCCUUUGCUGACACGAUGUAAUCCUUGUUUGUGGGCUACAAAGUGCAACACCUACUUGACUGAUGCACCAAUUAAUUAUCGUUAUUAAUAACAGAUUGAAUAGUAGUUUAAGCGUAUAAGUCAUUAUUAUUAAUGAUGUGAGCCAAAUGCACCAAUGGCAGCACAUAAAAACGCACCUGUGAAAACGAACGAACGAACGAAUAUUCUCUUUUUGGAGCCUCAUGUUCAAUUAACCUCAGUGCCUGACGAAGACCAAAGGUGUGGUGUUCGAAAUGUAGCUUAUGUUUGGAUGGCCUCGAUGAAAACCAAGGUAGUGUCUUGUAAUAAAAUAUGUAAUUUUUCAUGGUCUCUUAACUACUUCAACAAUGUAAUUGGUUUUGUUUCGUUUGAAGUGGAUACAUAAGUCAGUAUUCAUUAUGAAAAGAGCGGCAAGGAACCUCUGAUGAGUUGGCAUGCCGUUAAAACGUGUUUACCAAGUGUUUUAGUUAAACCUGCCAAAAUGCAAAUGAAUAUCGCGUGUGAGUGUAUACUCAGAUAGCCAGAGAUAUUAUGCUUUGGAAUUGUUGAAAAUUAAUAGCACAAUAAAGGAACUUUGUACAGCUGUUAAGGUUCAGAGACUGGUAUUACACUUCUUAGGGCGAAACUGGUAUUGAUUAAUAAUUAUAAUAAUAAUGAUAAAAAUAUUGAUAAUAAUAAUAACAUUGAUUAAAAAUUGGCAGUGAACACCUUGGCUCUUCUAGUCCGCAACAGGAAAAUAUUGAAAGUCCUUAACUUUUCGCGACAGACGAAUCUGAGAUUAAUAUGAUAAAAAUACUUCAUUUAUAUAAUGCUAUUUCUAUCGCUAUCCAAUAGCGCUAUGCAAUGAUUUGAAAAUAUCUCACGUAGAAAUAUCUAGAACAUGAGUACGAUAAACUAACUAAUAAAAUAACUAAGCUGUCAAAAUUAGUAUAAAAACUAAGAACAAUAAAACAUCGUAAUGAAAUUUACUAACUAACUACCUACCUACCUAUCUAAAGAACUAUUUAACUGACGAACCAAUAGUAAAAUAUCUGGUUAAAAAGCUUUCCUAAAAAGAUGUGUUUUAAGAUUGCGCUUGAAUUGCAACAAAUUGACGCUUGAGCGGAUUUCCAGCGGCAGUGCGUUCCAGAGUUUAGCCGAGGCUACAGAAAAUGAUCUUGAACCAUAUCUGGUAAGUUUGUACACAACGUCAACCAAACGAUGGCCAGUAAUUGAUCUUAAAUAGCGUCUGGGCACAUAUUUUGUUAUAAGAUCGCAGAGGAAUUUUGACGCUUAGCGGUUCAAGCAUUUAAAUGUCAAUAAAAGAAUCCUAAAACAAUGCGCUCUUCAAUAGGCAACCAGUGGAGUUUACAAAGUACUGAUGUUAUAUGAUCACAUUUACGCGUAUGAGUAACAAUCCUGGCUGCUGCAUUUUGAACGCGCUAUAGUUUCCUGAGUGAUUCCUUUGGUAGACCAUACAAAUAUAAGUUGUACAGAUGAUGUACUGAUAUAUAAUAAUACUGAUAAAUAUUGUAAUAAAAUACGGAUACUGUAUCAGUGUUCUCCCUUAUUUUAAGCAUGACAGGUAAAAUAAAUUUUCAAACCGGUAAAGCAAUCCUUUUACCUGUUGAAUUUCAAGAAUUCCAAGCGAUUCUAAACGGUAAUAAGAGGCACUACAGGCGGUAAAUGUUACCGGUUACCGCCUGAAAAGGAGAACACUGGAUACUACAAUAGACUGACACUAAAUUAAAGAAUAGUUCCCUUGUUUAAAGUCACUGAACUGACCUUAAUGCUCACACUUAGCGUUUAUAGGAGUUCACGCAUUUUACAUCGCAUUACUUUAACUUUUAGCAGUGAUAAAAAUGAAACUUAUCCCUAGGUUCUUAAUACAUAAUCUUAAAGCAGGCGAGAAAAUGAGAUGAAUCUAUCAGCUGAUGGGUUUUGUAUUUGAUUAAGCAUCAAAUUAUCUGAACCUGUUUACAAAUAAAAGUAUAGGAGCUGAAAGGAAGAAUUUUCAAUCAGAUCCUGAGAGUCUAACGGUUAAGGCAGGAGAAUUGAGAAAAACGGCCAAAACUAUCUUGUACGUUCUUAUUAAUACUGUUUUUUUUUUCUUAUUACUUUUCAUUUUGUAGCCGAAUAACAGCACCUUAAAAAAGAAUGUCACUGUGAUUUAAUCCCUCCGUUACUGACACGAUGUGAUUGUUGAUUUUGGUUUCCGAGAAUAGUAGCUGCUGGACUGAUUAGCUAGUUAAUUAUUGACAGUUUUAGCUUAAUAGUCGCUCUGAUUCAUGAUAGUAGCAAAACGCACCCGUGGCAGCACAUUAAAACGCACCUGUAAAACGAACGAACAUGCUCUUUUGGAGUCUCGUGUGUUCUGAAUCGACAUCAAUUUCCAACGAAGA